Messenger RNA from Acanthosepion pharaonis, 1659 nucleotides. Lineage: Eukaryota; Metazoa; Mollusca; Cephalopoda; Sepiida; Sepiidae. The record is from the annotation of a GenBank genome assembly.
AUGGCCGAAAACGUGUUGAUUCGAUUUCUUCGUGUUUUCCUUGGUCCGCACGAAAACUCAUUUUUGUUUGGAUUUUUUUCUUUUUUUACUUUUCGUUUUGCUAUCACUUUAUUUUAUUUUUAUUUAACUUGCUCUCUCACUGUAUCUGACUUUCUAUCACUCUCCUUCCCUUUCUCUCUUUCUCUAUCUGUCUUUAUUUCUCUUUCACUUUCUCUUUCUCUAUCUUUCUCUCUUAUUCUCUCUCUCUCUCUCUCUCUGUAUUUCUCUCUCUCAUUCUUUCUCAUUCUCUCUCUUUCUCUAUCUGUCAUUCUCUAUACAUAUCUGACUUUCUCUCUGUCUUUCUCUUUAUCUCCUUAUCUGUCUUUCACUCUCCCUUUCUAUUUCUCUCUCUCUCUCUGUAUCAGUCUUUUCUCUCUCUCUCUCUCUCUCUCUCUCUCUCUGUCUUGCUUUUUACGUCUCUGUCUUUCUCUUUCUCUCUCUCUGUCUAACUUUCUCUAUCUUUCUCUUUCAUUCUCUAUUUGUCUUUUUCUGUCUUUCUCUUUCUCUCUCUGUAUUUCUCUUUCUCUGUCUGUCCUUCUACCUCUUUUUCUCUUUUCUCUCUAUUUCUAUCUAUCUAUCUAUCUAUCUAUCCUUCUCCCUCUCUUUUUCGCUCUCUCUCUCUCUUUCUCUUUCUUUCUCUGUUUCUCUUUCUCUAUCUGUCCUUCUCCCUCUCGUUCUAUUUCUCUAUUUCUCUCUCUCUCUCUCUCUCUCUCUCUCUCUCUCUCUCUCUCUCUACGUCACUCACGAUAUAUUUCCUUUUCAUCAUCCAUCUCACUUCCUUUUAACUUUGCCUCUCACUGUUUCCCCUCUCUCUUUCAAUUACUAAUCUCCAUAUGUUUCCUUCCUCUCUAUUUACAUAUCUCUCUCUCUCUCUCUCUCUCUCUUUGCAUUUCUGAUUUCUCUUUCAUUUUCAUUAAUUCUCGCGUCUCCUCUUUCUUUUACAUUCCAUCACUCUGUCUCUUUUUACAUUCUCCCAUUCACUGUUCCGCUCUCAUACAUUUCCUCACUGUCAGCCUCUCUUUAUUACUCUCUCACACUUUCGUGCAUUUUCUUACUGCCUCUAUCACUCUUUUACCAUCUCUCACUCUCUUUUUCUCUUUCUCUGACAUUCUCUCAAUGUCCCUUUCUGUCUCUCUUUUGCAUUCUCCAACUCUCCCUUUCUGUCUCCUCUCUCUCUCUCUCUCUCUCUCUCUCUCUCUCUCUCUCUCUCUAUGUAUCUAUAUGUCUAUCACUCAUUGUCUCCUUUUUUCAUGUUAUCUCGCAUCCUCCCUGACUCUAUCGCAGUCUUGCAUUCACACUCUUUCUUUUACAUUCUCAUACUCUCUCUUUUACACAUUUUGUCCCAUACACUGCAAUCAAUCUAUCUAUCUAUCUAUCUAUCUAUCUAUCUAUCUAUCUAUCUAUCUAUCCCAGUCUGUUUCUAUCUAUCUAUCUAUCUAUCUAUCUAUCUAUCUAUCUAUCUAUCUAUCCCAGUCUGGUUUUAUCUAUCUAUCUAUCUAUCUAUCUAUCUAUCUAUCUAUCUAUACCAGUCUGGUUUUAUCUAUCUAUCUAUCUAUCUAUCAUCUAUCUCUAUCUAUCCAGUCUGGUUUUAUCUAUCUUCUAUCUAUCUUCCUUUCUUGA